Messenger RNA from Scutellospora calospora, 171 nucleotides. Lineage: Eukaryota; Fungi; Glomeromycota; Glomeromycetes; Diversisporales; Gigasporaceae. The record is from the annotation of a GenBank genome assembly.
AAAUUAGAAAGUUUUCUUUUAGAUAUUAUUCUAAUAGAAGUUUGUAAUACUGGAUCUAAUAUGGCUAAUUCUAUAAUGAAUGCUCUUCGUAAAUUUAAUUUAGCAAAAAAAACUUUAGCUCUCACUACUGACAAUGCAAAGUCAAUGAUUGUUUGUAGUAAAAUAAUAUAA